Messenger RNA from Dreissena polymorpha, 1663 nucleotides. Its product is annotated as monocarboxylate transporter 4-like. Gene Ontology annotation, biological process: transmembrane transport. The transcript has a single exon. The record is from RefSeq and is a predicted model, not a curated record. NCBI's taxonomy places the organism in Eukaryota, Metazoa, Mollusca, Bivalvia, Myida, Dreissenidae. Gene Ontology annotation, molecular function: monocarboxylic acid transmembrane transporter activity. Bases 69 to 1400 code for a protein of 443 amino acids.
UUACACUACUCUCAAUUUUACGUAGAUAUAUAGUGAUUUUGUCACAGUACAGAUACUUAAAAGGCAAAAUGAAAAUGGGAAUGGACAAUGAAGUUGUCCCGUUGUUGAAGAAAAAGGAUACACAUGUUAAUAUUACAGCGAAUACAGAAGCUCAACUACUUCAGAAGACUGGACGCGUUAAGAAAACAAAGGCUAGACAGACGGCCAUUUUGGGGGCUUGCAUGUACAUGCAUUUAAUGUCGCUGGGGUUUACGGUCGCUCUAGGAGUAAUAUACGUCGAACUGAUUCGUUAUUUUGACACUAAACGUUCGUUGGCGGCUACUGUUCAAAGUUUGUUUCAGGGACUAACAUUUCUGGGAGGAAUAGCUUUUUCUCCUAUUGUGAUUCGGUUUGGUGUAGGAAAAUGUACAAUGAUAGCAUCUACUUGCGGAGCUUUGUCUUUAUUUAUAAGUAUAUGGUCAGUAAAUAUUUACAUGGUUAUAGUCUGCAUCGGAUUUUUCGGUGGUUUGUGUAUGAGUGUUAACUAUUUGAGCGCCUUUGUGGCAGUUGGCUGGACGUUUAGUGGACACAGGAAAGCUGCGCUAGCUGCUCUUACAAUGGCAACAGCGCUAGGACAAAUUUUUCUACCGAACUUAAUUGAGGCACUUAUAGAGCAGUAUGGAUGGACAGGUGCGUGUAUGGUUGCAAGUGGCCUGAUGCUUAACAGUCUUCCAUGUGGACUUAUUUUAUAUUUUUCAAAACACACGUUUCAGGAAAAUGUGAACAACAGUAGCAGCAGUUCUUUGAAAGUAUGCACGUGUAGCUCAAAGAAGGACGUGGCAUUCAUCGUGUUCCUUAUAGUCUGCCUCAUUUAUCCGGGCUGGGGGGCAGUGGAAAGUUGGUUUAUAGUUGAUCUUACGGUGCUGCGUGGAUAUGGUCGGCAGGCGGGCACGGUUUUACUGUCAUUGCUCGGUAUUUUCGGUCUACUAGGACGAAUGAUGGGGACAGCAUUACUGACCGUCUUCCCAACGUUGAGCAUGGCAGUACCUUUAGCAAGUGUUUUUCAGUUCUUUGCCCUCGGACAUUUUAUUGUUAUUUACUUGGAGACCUAUAACGGUAUGUUGGUCGGGUGCUUAAUACGUGGCUUAUCAAUUGGGGCGAUAAUGUGUUUUCAACCAAGCAUGCUCCUAGAACUCCGCGGUAUCGACAGGUUCCCAAGAACAGUAGCAAUAUGCAAUUGUUUUACCGGAAUAGUUCAAAUAAUAAGUGGGUAUUUGGGUGGAACGGUUGCUGACCUUACUGGGGGAUAUGAUAUUGCAUUUUAUGUCGCCACAAUAACGGCUGCUGUGAGUGGGAUGUGUCUUAUCAUCGUAAAGUGUCUUAUUAACAUUGGCAAAAAGACAAAUCUACAAACUGAAUGAUAUAUUCAUUAAGAUAUCGUGUGAAUGUAUAUUGCCAUAAGUCACGAUCAAUGUAGACGCAUAAAGGCAUCUGUGGUAACCAUUAUAAGGCUAUGAUGUCUUACUCUCAGUAGUUUACAUGUAUGUACAUACACACAUAAUUAAAUAAAGCAUUUUGCCAUAUCAAUUGAUCAGAGUAAGUCUAUAAUCAUGCAUAUGCUGCGCUUAUAGAUGCUGUUGGUUGUAUAUAGAUGUAUAUGUUGUUCACAUGAACAUCAUUUUCA